ACCAGUGAACGCUUCUGCACCUUGGAGCGCAAACUUCAGUCUCCGUCAUGCAUCUGCCGCAGCAGCCUGGAGCCAGGACGGCCCGAGGGGAGCGCACCGACGAUGACUCACCUGUCCAGAGCCUGGAUGGAAGCAGUGAGCCAGAGAAGAUUGUAAUUGAUGACAGACACCCAGACAGCAUGGAGAGCAGCGCUCAGCUCGUCUAUUCCAUCAACGACAGACCCCCGUGGUACCUCUGCAUCCUGCUCGGCUUCCAGCAUUACAUCCUGGCAUUCGGGGGCAUCGUCGCCAUCCCACUAAUCCUGGCUGAGCCAAUAUGCAUUGGGAACAACUAUGAGGCCAAAAGCCAGCUGAUCUCCACUAUAUUCUUUGUGUCUGGGAUGUGCACUUUGCUUCAGACCACAGUUGGUACAAGACUGCCAAUUCUCCAGGGGGGCACAUUCAGCUUCAUCACGCCCACACUAGCCAUCCUUGCGUUGCCCAAGUGGAGGUGCCCUGACCCGAGCAGCCUCCUGCUCGCCAACAUCACUGGAGCCAAACUUGGUGACAGAGACGAAGUCUGGAAAUCCCGCAUGCGUGAGAUACAAGGCGCUAUCCUCGUGGCAUCUCUGCUCCAGUUAGUGCUCGGCAUCUCCGGUCUCAUUGGCCUCAUGCUCAAGUGCAUCGGGCCCCUAGCCAUUGCGCCAACCAUAAACCUCAUCGGUCUGUCUCUCUUCAUAGAGGCGGGGAAGAAGUCUGGAGCGCACUGGGGGAUCGCCUCUCUGACUGUGUGUCUCAUCCUGCUUUUCUCCCAGUAUCUGAGCAAGGUCAAUGUGCCAUUAAUUGGCUACAAAGACAAGAAGUGGAGUGUUUUUCAGUACCCUCUCUUCAAACUUUUCUCGGCUUUGUUUGGAAUGUGUGGAUCUUGGCUCAUCUGCUUCCUCCUCACAUAUCUCAACGCCCUUCCCUCAAGGCCAGAGCAGUAUGGAUUUUCAGCCCGGACAGACAUCAACCUAGAUGCGGUCACCACCGCCCCCUGGUUCCAUGUUCCAUACCCUGGACAGUGGGGUCUCCCCACCGUGAGUGUGUCCUCUGUCCUGGGCAUGAUGGCUGGGGUGCUUGCAUCCACCAUGGAAUCCAUUGGAGAUUAUUAUGCCUGUGCACGCCUUUCUGGAGCCCCCCCUCCACCGACCCAUGCCAUCAACCGCGGCAUUGCCGUGGAGGGCAUUGGCUGCAUCCUGGCCGCCAUUUGGGGCAGUGGUAACGGGACGACGUCCUACAGCCAAAACAUCGCUGCACUCGGCAUCACCAAGGUUGGCAGCAGACUGGUACUUCAGACAGCUGGCCUUCUGAUGAUUGUUCUUGGGUUAUUUGGGAAAUUUGGUGCUAUUUUUAUCACUAUUCCAGAACCGGUCAUUGGUGGUAUGUUCCUGGUCAUGUUUGGAAUGAUUGCAGCUGUUGGAAUAUCUAACCUUCAGUACGUGGACUUGAAUUCAUCAAGGAAUUUAUUAAUCCUGGGCUUUUCAACCUUCAGUGGUCUUGUGUUGCCAGCCUGGUUUCAUUCAAAUCCAGGCAUCAUUAAUACAGGACUCAAAGAACUGGAUCAAGUUAUAACAGUUCUCUUCACCACCCACAUGUUCAUUGGUGGAUUCUUUGGAUUUGUGUUGGAUAAUACAAUUCCAGGAACUGAACAAGAGAGAGGCCUUAAAAACUGGCGUGAGGAAGUGCAUCGUGAGCUAAAUGGUGGUGACAGAGACCUGUCUUGUUAUGACCUCCCCUUUUGCAACGAUUUGCUCCACAGGUUCCAUUUUUCUCAGUAUUUACCUUUUCUACAGACAUUCAAGAUAUCUGAUGAGACAACACAGAGGUGA
This is a messenger RNA of Scleropages formosus (Asian bonytongue), 1850 nucleotides long. Its product is annotated as solute carrier family 23 member 2. Gene Ontology annotation, cellular component: membrane. The record is from RefSeq and is a predicted model, not a curated record. Gene Ontology annotation, biological process: transmembrane transport. Bases 48 to 1850 code for a protein of 600 amino acids. Lineage: Eukaryota; Metazoa; Chordata; Actinopteri; Osteoglossiformes; Osteoglossidae. The transcript has 12 exons. Gene Ontology annotation, molecular function: transmembrane transporter activity.